AAGAGGUGGGGGAUUGGGGUCCUCUGAGUCACUGCUGUCUGCAGUUGGUGGUGGUCCUGGGCAUACGCAGGAUUUGGCACUACUAAAUUUGGGCGCUAGUGGUGCUCCAAAUUGAGUGGGUGCCCUAUGCAGCUGUGUAGGCUGGGUCUGCCUAAAGAUAGCCCUGCACCCCACAGAAAAUAUGGUCAGACCAUGUAUGUGCAAAAGUUGGCUUGGAGCAUUGAGAAAACAUUGUGUCUCAUUGUAGUAUAGUUAUAAUGCACUUGAAUUGGCAGGCUGGAGUAACAUUGUUUUAUGUAAUCUUUCUGAGACAGGUGUUGAAGGGUGCAUAUUUUUAUGGAGAGGGAAAGGAAAUAUUAUUCAAAAAUUAAUCAUGAUCCAUCUAAAUAAAUUAACAAAGAGUGGAAUUUGUCAAUGAGCCCAUGUUCUGGCAAAAUAUAAUCUUGAUUUGAUGAAGAUGGAGUGACAGCUACCUUGGUGGUCACUUAUGAGGAACAUUAAUUUACUUCCAUUAUGUUUCAGCUAGUCAUUUUUUUCCAAGCAAAAUUACUGCAGCAAAGGACAAUGCAUAUAUAUUGAAGAAAAAAAAAAGUAAAUUAUUUCCCGAGCCUGACCUCAGCAAGAAACCUCUUCCUUCCCCCAAGCCAGCUAUGAUACAAAUGUCAUAAAAUCUUUCCACAUGUCCCAGUUGUAUUCAAAUGAACUCUGAGAUAGGUUUGAAGCAGUAAUCAGAUAUGUUUCCUCCAAAAAAGUGGGACUGAAUUUCACCUUGUUCUUUUCAAAAUGUUUUCUUUUGGUGAGACAGUUGAGUUAUAUUUGUUUGGUCUUUCUCCACAGGAUGCCUGCUAGUGAAGGGUGACAUUGUUGGUUGUACAUUCCAGCUUUUAAUUUUUUGGAUCAGUGACCCAUAGCUCCCUUUGUUGGUAUUUUUUGGGAAGGGAAUAGAUCAGAGUUAGUGCUUUGUCUAAUGUAUUAAAUAAAAUCCUUCACCCAUUACCAUCAAACCUGAAAGAUAUGGACUCAGAACAAAGAAGAUGGACCAUUAACUUACAAUAUUUAUUUUGAAAUUGAUGGAUGCAGAUUAAAGUGUACCUCUUUCCAGUGAAAGAGGAAACCUUACCCAGAAUUUUUAGUGUAAACAUUAUUCUUUGAUUGUGGAAGGGAGUAAAACACAUUGUAUUAUGGUUUGGUGUUAGAGACGACUUUAAAGAAGAGUUGACCUUGACCUUGAGAGCUUGGUCAUAGUAAGCCAUUUCCUGGAGUAGCUCCUUUAUGCAGCCAGUGGAACCAUGCCAGGGUGCAGCUGGUUCAGUUAGUUUUGUUGAUCCCAUUUGUGAAGUGAAGCAUUUCUCAUUUGUUUAACGUUUUGUAAAGCAGCUCUGACUGCCUACUAGGUGUGUCCAUGGAAAAUUCAAAGCAGGAAUAUAAAGCAAAAUGAGGCAGCAGGUCUCAGAAUUCUUCUUACUAUUCAACAUUUUAGUUAGCUCUAUGAUUUGCCAAAAAGGCUAAAAACCCCUGUGUUUUUAAAGAGGGGUGUUCAAUGGCCUUUCACAUUGGCACUAAUGAAGAAGAUGAUCCAAGUACUUCUUCAAGACUGUCUCCCUUGCAUUUCAGAAAAUGUUAAAGGCACAUGGACGUUUACAGUUGGAGGACAGAUGCAGGAAGGGGGAAGUGAAUGUGUCUAAGGGGAGAGAGACGCACAAGAGAGAUAAAACAAUUGAACAUCACAAGUGGCUCAAUCCUGAAAAAAUGAUGCUGGAUGAACAGUGGAUUAGAACUAAAUCUUAAAAGGGAAAUAAUAUCUUAGUGUAACAAUUGUCUUCACUUUCAAAUUCAUCAUGGCCAAAAUCCUCUGGCUGGACGGCUGAAGUGAUUGUCGCACGUUUGCUGUCUGCGCUCAGUGCAUAUCCCUUGUGCCUACGGCUCAAAGAACCUGGGAGCAGGUGGGAAUUGGAUGAUGCCAAAUGCUGGAAUGGGGAGAGAAAUGGACUGUGACAAGCUAAGAUGGAAGUGACUUGACAGCUUCAAGCCCAGCAGUUGCCUCUAGUAAAGGACAGGUUAAGAUUGGAAUCACAAGCUUCGCUGGGAGAGCAGUAUGCAGGAAGCUGGUUUUCAGGCCACAAAUGCUUUCACGGAGUGCAAAUUCACCUGCACCAGUGGUAAAUGCUUGUAUCUUGGUUCGCUGAUUUGUAACCAACAGAAUGACUGUGGGGAUAAUAGUGAUGAAGAGAACUGUCUACUUGUAACAGAGCAUCCACCUCCAGGCAUCUUCAGCUCUGAACUGGAGUUUGUUCAAAUAAUCAUUAUAAUCGUUGUGAUAACUGUUAUGGUGAUAGUGAUCAUCUGCCUGUUGAACCAUUACAAACUCUCAACACGCUCCUUCAUUAACCGACAGAGCCAAAACAGGAGGCAGGAAGAAACUUUGCAGCCGGCUUGUCUCUGCUACCUGGAUGGGGGAAAGGCACCAAAGGCAAUGGGAUCAAAGUGUCAAUCAAAGAGAAGGGCCAAAUUGCCACUGACUUCAUCGAGGCUAGAAUUGUAUUCCAAGCGUUUGACACUUAGGGUAUGUCUAGACCACAUCUCUCUGUCGCCAGAGGGAUGUAAAUUAGGCAUACCGAAAUUGCUAAUGAAGUGGGGACAAAAAGGGGCGGCCGUUUUUAUGCGAAUGAAGCACGGGAUAUUUAAAUCUCUGCUUCAUUAGCAAUGUUAGUAUGUCUAAUUUAAAUCCGUCUGGUGACAGAGGGAUGCAAUCUAGACAUACUCUUAGACCGAAGAUCCCACAUGUUACCCUGCUGUGUAUCGUCUGUCUUCUGGAGCUCCUCUAGUGGUGAAAGGAGAGCUCAGUACCUGUGCCCA
Pelodiscus sinensis (Chinese soft-shelled turtle) is the source of this 2856-nucleotide messenger RNA. The record is from RefSeq and is a predicted model, not a curated record. Lineage: Eukaryota; Metazoa; Chordata; Testudines; Trionychidae.